UGCAUGUCCUCAAUGUUUCGGUUUGUCAUUUUGUCUUGUUUUAUCAUUAAAUAAGACAGUUUACAGGAACUAUUUCAAAAUCGUUGGAUUCAAUAUUGUUAAGAGAUGAACGGUCAAGCCGAGGUGGAGGUGGAUUACAAGAGGAAAUACAAAAAUCUUAAACGCAAACUCAAAUUCUUGGUCUAUGAGCAGGAAUGUUUCCAAGAGGAACUGAGGCGCGCGCAGAGAAAGCUACUGAAGGUGUCCAGAGACAAAAGUUUUCUGUUGGACCGACUGUUACAGUAUGAAAGAGUGGAUGACGACUCGUCUGACUCUGAUGCCACAGUGUCAUCAGACAGUGAAGGAGAGGGACCCAGAGAAAGAGAGAGAGAACCAGGGAAAAAGAGGAGGAGUAGUCCUGGAGUUCCUCCUCUCCCCUCCUCAUCCUCUUCUUCCUCCACUCACCUCUCGCUCCUCCCUCGCUCUGCAGGGACUCCUCUCCAGACGUCUGCAUGCACUACGUCCUACCUCAACACAUUGUCUUUCCCUCCUGAGUAUUUGGCUUCUGCUGAACGUGUGAAGAAAGAGAGAAAACCUAAACCCCCCAAACUGAAGAGAGACCCUGCAGGGAAGGUGGUGGCUCCAUUGUCGUCUAAUUACCCAUCAGCCCCGGCGGGGGGGUCGGGAGCCUUCAGCUGGGUGCCGAGGCAGAUGCUGAGUGGAGACGCGGCGGAGGAGGAGGGAGAGAGCGAAGGAGAGAGCGACAGAGGAGAGGAGGAGAGAGGAGAGGGCGAGGAGGCAGAGCUGGUCAUCGACAUUCCCAACGAGUGAAGGAGAAUGGAUAAAUGGAUGCAGGUAAAAGGACAAGAUGUUGCCAUUUUUGACCGACAAGUUUUUUUUU
Chanos chanos (milkfish) is the source of this 880-nucleotide messenger RNA. It is a transcript of the gene ino80e, whose product is annotated as INO80 complex subunit E. The transcript has 9 exons. Gene Ontology annotation, cellular component: nucleus; Ino80 complex. Bases 106 to 810 code for a protein of 234 amino acids. Lineage: Eukaryota; Metazoa; Chordata; Actinopteri; Gonorynchiformes; Chanidae. The record is from RefSeq and is a predicted model, not a curated record. Gene Ontology annotation, biological process: chromatin remodeling.